UGCUAGCCUGCUAGGCGCGCUCGUACGCACUCAACGUCCAAGCCGUGUGCCGGCCCCCCGCGCAGGCGCGCACCCCAUGCGCUCCUUUCCGUUUCAGUUUGCUCCCGAAUGCAUUCCUCGUGUACCCCUCACUUGCAUUUACUCGUGACACACUCGCCUGCGAGACUCGCACACAUCAUCCUUCCAGCUGCUUGUUGGUUCUCGAGGGCCCGGCCCCGGCGCGCGGCAGGCUAGCUGAGAUCAAUGGCGGAGGCGCGGCAGAGCGUGCAGGCGCUGGCGUCCUCCCCGGGCGCGGCCAUCAUCCCGCCGGAGUUCGUGCGGCCCGCGCACGAGCGGCCCGGUGCCACCACGUUCCGCGGGGACGCGCCGGCGCCGGAGAUCCCCGUGAUCGACAUGUCCCUGUCCUGGCCUGCCGCCGGCGCGCGCAUGGCGGAGGCCGCGAGAGAUUGGGGCAUCUUCCAGGUGGUGAACCACGGGAUUCCGGCCUCGGCCGUGGCGGAGCUGCAGCGCGUGGGGCGCGAGUUCUUCUCCCUCCCGCAGGAACACAAGUCGCGCUACGCCAUGGACCCUGCCUCCGGCAAGACCCAGGGCUACGGCUCCAUGUCGCUCCAGCAGAAAGAUAACCACGACAAGAAGAAGACGCCCACGACGUGGGUGGACUUCUUCUUCCACAACGUGUCCCCGCCGGCCAUGGUCGACCACCGCCUGUGGCCCGGCUCCGGCUCCGACAACGGCUACAAAGAGGCGAACGAGGAGUACGCGCGGCACGUGCAGCGGCUGACGCGGGAGCUCUUCGGGCAGCUCUCGGCCGGGCUGGGCCUUGAGGAGAGCGCCAUGUGGGAGGCCUUGGGCGGCGAGGACGUGGUGCUGCUCCAGAAGAUCAACUUCUACCCGCCGUGCCCGCAGCCGGAGCUCACGCUCGGCGUGGCCCCGCACACCGACAUGAGCGCGCUCACCGUCCUCGUGCCCAACGACGUGCCGGGCCUCCAGGUGUUCAAGGACGGGCGCUGGCACGACGUCCGGUACGUGCCCGGCGCACUCAUCAUCCACAUCGGCGACCAGAUCGAGAUUUUGAGCAACGGGAGGUACAAGGCCGUGCUGCACCGGACGACGGUGAGCAAGGACAAGACGAGGAUGUCGUGGCCGGUGUUCGUCGAGCCGCCGGCGGAGCAUGCCGUCGGGCCGCACCCGCAGUUCGUAACCGACGAGAACCCGGCCAAGUACAAGGCCAAGAAAUUCAGGGACUACAAGCACUGCAAGAUCAACAAGCUGCCGCAGUAACUGUAAACCGAGUCGUCAUGCAUUGUACGCCUUGCGCGCGCGUGUUUGUCAUGAUCAAAUGCAUAGUACUCUCAUCAUUCAUAAAAUUAUAA
Brachypodium distachyon (stiff brome) is the source of this 1373-nucleotide messenger RNA. RefSeq names its product flavonol synthase/flavanone 3-hydroxylase. The record is from RefSeq and is a predicted model, not a curated record. Gene Ontology annotation, biological process: response to light stimulus. Lineage: Eukaryota; Viridiplantae; Streptophyta; Magnoliopsida; Poales; Poaceae. Gene Ontology annotation, molecular function: flavonol synthase activity. The transcript has 2 exons. Bases 244 to 1281 code for a protein of 345 amino acids.